UCAGCAGCAACCGUAGUGUGCAUUCGCCGUCCGAGUAUAGUCGUGUGCCGCGCCUACAACUCGCCGUGAUUGUUAUGUAAAAGUUAUAACGCGAUUAAUCGAUUUGUUUAUUUUUUUCAAAACGUAUUUGCACAAAUAAAGCUGACAUCAUACGAUGUAUAUUUAUUUUUUAAGUAUUUCAGAAAAUACUCAAUGAAUUUAAUAUUACUACUCGCGUUGGGACUUGGUUUUGCCCAGCCAAUUUCAUUUGGCCCUAUGAGAAUCAUCAAAAUCAUGCGUUAACAUAAACUGGUGGAUUGCAACUUCUGCUCCACCAAGCUAUCAAUGGACGGUGACAAUGAUAGCGGAAAAGAACGGUUUUUAGUGGCCACUGACAAGAGGCGUAUGAAAGCAAAAAGAAGUUGUUCGGCCAUUACAGAACGAGAAACGAGUAGCUCGUGGUUGUUAUCUAGACAACAUCCAACAACUAGGAAGUCUUCUAGAAUAUACAGGGAAUUGUGUCUAGUAUGGAAUGGUCGCGUGGGAUCACCUAAUACAACUGCAUCUGCCCACAAAGUUCAAUUGCUAUUCAAUGACCUAGGGUUGUAUCCAACAUCUGCUCAAGUCUCUGAAAUGAUGCAGUGCACGAUGAAAUGUGCUAAUAGGAGUUCACCAGCACAUAUGACAUUUGGAGAAUUUUGUAUAUUAGCAAGAAAACUGAAAAAUGGUUUAGAUCGAGGAAUUCCAAGAUCAGUGCAAUUUUCCCGAUUAUUAGAAAAAGACCAAGAAAAACACAAUGGAAUAAAACGUAACUUAAGAAGUUUGCACAAUUAUGAAGUGUUUUUAGGUGGAUCUUGCAAUCCAACUACAUGGCGAAAAGAUGUAGCCAUACCAUUUUUAUUAGAAGCUGGUAUAUCAUUUUAUAACCCACAAGUUGACCAUUGGAGUCAAGAUCUGAUUGAAAUUGAAUUUAUGGCUAAAGAAAAUGCAUCUAUAUUAUUUUAUGUUAUUGAUAGACAAACCAGAAAUGUAGUAAGUGCUAUUGAAGCAGCCAAUUUUGUUGGGUCUCAAAAAAAUUUAGUUAUGGUAAUUCAUCCACAAGACACAACUUCUCGUAUAAUAGUGGCAGGUGAACAAAUAUCAUCAUCAGAAUCAUGUGAUAUAGAUGAAGCUUUAGCUAUUAUGUAUAAAAUUACUCACAAAGAAGGAAUUUUGGUAUUUGAAAAUAUACCUCAAGCUUUAAAUAGAGUUGUUCAAAUUAUACACAACAAAAUCUCUGUAAAUAAUGAUGUUACUGAAGAAUGCACUAUUAAUCGAAAAGUACAAGAUGCAUUCAAUAUGUUUGAUACAAAAUCAACAGGACAAAUUAAUAUAUUUGAUGUAAGAAUGGCUAUUCGAUUACUGACUAAUAAAAAUCUUUCAGAGGAUGAAAUGUUGAAAGUGACACCUGAAAACAAUGAUUCUAAAGUUAUUGAUAAAAAUCAAUCAUUCAAUUUUGAUCAAUUUAAAUUUAUUGCUUUGAAGUAUUUUCAAUUACCAGAUUCUAAUAUCAACAGAAAUGUAGUUAAUAAUGGUUACAUAUAUAAUUCAAAUAUACCUAGAUCAUUGUCAGUACCACAAAGCUGGAUUGAUAUAAGUAUGUUAAAAACUACAGACAUUUAUUUAGCAGGAGAUAGUGGUGAUGAUAUUCGGUGGAAAGAAGAUAUUGCUAUUCCUUUAAUUAAGAAAACAAAUUUAACAUAUCAAACAGCUAAAAUACCAGAUCUUUCAGUAUUACUAGAUUCACGAACAUUGCUGUUUGUAAUUCCUUAUAAUUCCAGAUCAUUAUCCACUAUGAUUUUGGCUGCAUAUUGUAUUGGUAAAAGCUGCAGAACUGUAUUAUGUAUUCAAAAUCUCAAUAAAGAUAGUUGUACAAUACAUAAUGAGAAGUUAACGCAAACUGCUAUAAAUGAUUAUAACCGAGGAAGAUUGUACCUAGCUGAUUUAGCGUCACGUGAACAAGUGCCUGUAUUUGAAUCAAUUGAAGAAGCAGUUGAGAUUGCUAUACAUAAAACCUUAUAAAAUAUAUUAGUUUAACUGACAAAAAUUUGUUAUUUUAUUUUAUUAUUGAUAUGUAACUAACCGAUAUAAUCGAGCAAAUUUAAUUUUUACUUUUAUUUAUUGAAACUAUUUUAAGUACCAAUUGUUUCAAUUUUUAUCUAACUAUUCAAUUAUAAAAUAAAAUGUUUAAUAUAAGUUAAUUGUUAUUUUUUAAUUUAAUUUUAUUAUUAAAUACUGAUUUAAGUUUUUCAUAAUGAUUUUCUAAUUAUUACCUGUAAUGAAA
Messenger RNA from Daktulosphaira vitifoliae (grape phylloxera), 2302 nucleotides. RefSeq lists its product as uncharacterized. The record is from RefSeq and is a predicted model, not a curated record. Gene Ontology annotation, cellular component: plasma membrane. Lineage: Eukaryota; Metazoa; Arthropoda; Insecta; Hemiptera; Phylloxeridae. Gene Ontology annotation, molecular function: calcium ion binding. The coding region runs from base 325 to 2040 and encodes 571 amino acids. The transcript has 15 exons.